UAUGCACCUAGGCGGGGGGAGUACAAAAGACUUCAGCAGAAAAAACAAACAAACAAUUUUUCUUCAUCAGACUUGGGAGUCGGUGGAAGCUGGAUGGCAUUUCGGUCUGGCGACUCGGGGGGCGAUUCCGCGGGCGACGCCGCCCGCUGCCCCGCAGCGGAGGCGGAAGGCUGGACGGAGGUGCGGCCUGACGAGGGGUGCGCGCGGUGGAGCGCGCCGUCUGGGGGGCGGCCUCUCGCCCCGUCCUUCUCCGGCAGCAGGUUCUGGGCUCUGGAGGGGGUCAACUCCGACGGCGACGACGAUGAGCAAUGGGCACCGCUGGGCAGACAACAGGACUCUGAUCUUCAUCGCCAAGCUCUUUGCCGUCUUCGCUUAGUUUACGCCGAGUCCCGCACGCCGUCGUCCGCGCCGUCUGCUGUCGCAUAGGGAUGGGCAGCUCCUUUUGGUUGUAGUUUCAGCCGAGCCUGCGUGCUCGUUUCGCUAGGCCGGCCGUGCCUUGUAACGUACUUUAUUCCUCCUCUGGCUGCAGUUUCCUAGACCUGCUCGUCUUUUGUUUGGUACCGUGUGUUGGUCAUGUGGUUGUCAUACGCUGCCUAUGUUGUGGGCUUUAUUAAUUUAAAGCCGGACGUCCCUGACGUCUAUGUUCUAAAAAAAAAAUUAGAGUCUACUAGAGGGUGAUGCACGCUUUGCCACGCCGUUCCUUCGGUAGUAAAGUCUCGAGUGAAACCUGAGGAGACAAAGAGAAGGGCAACAAUUAAGAAGAUGCAAACAUAAGGCGAAAUGAAACGUUGGGUUUAAGUGAGGGUGGGCCAUGAGGAGCAAUGACUAAUUAACAGGUGAAAACAGGUGCAGGUAGAAACAGGGUUAGAUAUCUCUAGAAAACUAAAUGUUUUUCUAAGGUAAAAGUUGUCUUUUGAGGAAACAAAAUUUGAAGGAAGAAAAAUUUAUUUUCUAUUUUUAUUUAAGAACUACUUGAAAUUUUCAGUCUGGUUGCGAGGUCUUAAUAGUGAGUAUGAAUCAUAGUUCCAUUUUUUUGAUCCACCAUUUAAUUUAAUUCCUUGUUCUUACAUUAAAAUUCUUACACUAAAGAAUGGAUCAAAUCUCCCCAAGUAGGAUUCGAACCUAUGACCAGUCAGUUAA
Molecule: messenger RNA, 1140 nt
Organism: Triticum dicoccoides
Lineage: Eukaryota; Viridiplantae; Streptophyta; Magnoliopsida; Poales; Poaceae
Exons: 2
Coding region: 94-426 (110 amino acids)
Source: RefSeq, a predicted model, not a curated record